AUGUUUCAUGGUGAUAUUCCUAAAAUCGUUAUUACAUCCGCUUCUCUAUUCGAAGGCGAAGGACAAGGGCAAAAUAAUGACAUCAAUAAUGAUCAUCAUUACGAAGGAUCAUCAGAAAGAAAACCAUCAAAUUUCACUUCUCAUCAUCCAAAAGAAAAUAAUAAGAAAUCACAUAAAAGUAAGAGACAUAAACGACAUAAACGACCGAGAAAUAUACCAAAGAUCAUAAUCACAAGUGAAUCCGAUAAUGAAAAAGAUUUCCAUUCCCAUAAAUCGUGCACCAUAAAUGAUGAAUCUCAAGUCAAUGAUGAUUCAAGAAAUACCGAAAUUAACACUAACGGGACUUCCGGCUUUGAUUAUGAAUCCAUAACAACCGCUUUGAAAACAAACAAUCAAAGUCAAAUUAAACAGUCUGAUACGUUUGACAGUGAAUCGUCCGAAAUAACACUUAACAAGCAACAACACGAAGAGACAGAAUAUUUAUUUGAGAAUGAGAAUGAAAUCUUAAUAAACAAGAAUCUACCUCCAAAUAAUUCACCAAAUAAAGAAUCUAAAAUGCAUAAAAUUAUCCGAUUCAUAAAAAAAAAACCACCUUGCGCCAAUGAUAAAAGGCGAAUCAAUUUACUUGGAUGUCGGGAUGAAAAGAAUUAUCAAACCGCAAUUCAAGUGUUAAUUCCCUUUACAUUUAUGAUUGUGGUAAUAUCGAUAUCAUUUCUUUAUUAUCGAGUUAAAGUAAAAGGACAAUCAGUUUUUUUCCCCGCAACAAGAGAAAGAGGAAUGAUUCGUCCACGCCCACAAGACUCAUUUCACAUCGCCGUAGGGGUGUUUAAUUUUAGUCAAAUGAUAGUGUCAACAUGUUUACUUACGAAUUCAUUUCCGAAUAUAAUGACGGCAGAAAUAGUCGUAUACGUGCCAAAAUUACUCGGGGUUGCAUGUGCGGCAUUAUAUCCUAUAAGUAUCAUAUAUUCCACUCCAAUAAUUAAACCAACAACGUAUUAUUUAAGGCUUCAAUGGAAUCCAAGUAAAGUUUUUAUUGAUGGACUUGCCAUGUAUUUAAUGCUGGGACCUUUAUUGACGACGAUGCCCCUUUCAGCCAUCACAGGAUAUUUUGCGGAUAAGAAUGAACAAGUGUUAGCCAAUAAAGUAUUUGUGGCUCACACAUUCGUGUGGAGUUUAUGGACAAUUCAAUAUGACAUCACAUUAUUAUACGUUUAUUAUAAACUAAUUUGUAUGUUAAAGGAAUACAUUAGCAUAUUAAAUAAAAGGCAAAGUAUAGGUUCUGACACUGAUGAGAAGAUAAGAAAAUUAAAUAGCGCAGCUUACAAUUUAUCCUGGAUAGUAUUUGCCGUAUUUUCAUUGUUUUUUAUCACUAGUAUAGAAGGAAUUCUUGUUGGUUUCAAUUUCAAACAACGAUUAAUGGAUAAAACGGAUUUUAGUAGCAAAUUAAGAAGAAUUGUUUAUUUUCUUUCUUGGAAUUUCACAGCACCAGUUUUCACUUUUAUAGGUCAAAUAGGAUUCCUUUAUGAUACAUUAGCGAAUAAAAAAACAUCGCAACAUAAUAGUAAUAUCGCUCCAACGAAUAAUAUUAAUUUGUUAUUACCACCUAUUGAGCAAAAACCUUCUCCGGUAAUUCAACCAAAUAUUGAAACCGUGAGUUUACGCAGUUCUGUAUUUAUUAAUGUUCAAUCAAAGUCUGCUCAACAAAGUAAAGCCACAAGUUCAACCGCAUUCUAUAGUUCACACGCCUCAUUCAAAAGUAAUCCAUCUAUGACUACCAAUAACAGUAAAAAUAUAAUACGUAACAACUCAAUAUCAUUGGAUGGAAAUGCAACCAUAUCUUCAACGAUGGAUCAAAGAUAUCAAAUCACUUACUUAGAAGAAGAAAGUGAAAAUAUGGUUGAUGAUGAAAAAACUUCACCUGAUGCGAGAAAUUCUUGGUUACGUAAGAAACCAGUAAGAAUGACAACAAAUACUAGCGUUAGUGACAAAAGUAUAUUUUUACAAGAUUAG
This is a messenger RNA of Funneliformis geosporum, 2010 nucleotides long. The record is from the annotation of a GenBank genome assembly. NCBI's taxonomy places the organism in Eukaryota, Fungi, Glomeromycota, Glomeromycetes, Glomerales, Glomeraceae.